This is a messenger RNA of Drosophila mauritiana, 867 nucleotides long. RefSeq names its product ubiquitin-conjugating enzyme E2-17 kDa. Gene Ontology annotation, biological process: protein polyubiquitination. Lineage: Eukaryota; Metazoa; Arthropoda; Insecta; Diptera; Drosophilidae. Gene Ontology annotation, cellular component: nucleus. The transcript has 2 exons. Gene Ontology annotation, molecular function: ubiquitin conjugating enzyme activity. The record is from RefSeq and is a predicted model, not a curated record. Bases 84 to 797 code for a protein of 237 amino acids.
AAUCAUUACAGCCCUGUGCGUUGACUGGAAACAUGAAACCCACACAAAAUUAAAGUUAGAAAUCGGGACUCGAAAUCGCCAAAAUGUCCAGCAAUCAAGUGAAUUCACAACCGGAUAUGGAAACGGAAGCGCCAGCCGCGGUUGAUGUGGAGGUCGAACCAGAAGUGCUCUCGAGAGCCAGUGUGGCCAGCUCGGUAGAAGAGACAGCACCCAGCACCAGUCAAAGUCCAUCGGGAAAAUCCACCGAGGCACCACUCACUGGUUGUGUGGUGCGAAUCAAGCGCGAACUGCAGGACAUUCGGAAAAAUCCGCCGCCGAAUUGCUCCGCCGAUUUGCAUCACGGGGAUCUUCUUCACUGGACGGCAGGUGUGAACGGGCCAGUUGGCUCCGUUUACGAAGGCGGUCAUUUCCGGCUGGAUAUACGAUUUCCGGCCAGCUAUCCCUUCCGGGCGCCACGCAUUCGGUUCACCACCCGGAUAUACCACUGCAACGUGGACAGUCGCGGCGCCAUUUGCCUGGAUGUCCUCGGCGAACGAUGGUCCCCUGUGAUGAAUGUGGCCAAGGUUCUACUUUCUAUUUACGUGCUAAUGAGUGAGUGCAAUCCAGAUGAUCCACUAGUCAUGUGCAUUGCCGAUCAGUACAAGACCAAUCGCAGGGAGCACGACAAAAUUGCUAGACACUGGACCAAGCUGUUUGCGAUGACCAAGGCUCAGGAUAAGAACAGAGAAAAGGAUGCGGAUCAGCAUAAUGAGCAAAACCAGGAAGAAAGUUCAAUGCCAGGUCAGCAAGGAAAUUAGCAGUGACCAAAGUAACCAAUCAAAUAUAACCUAAUAACCUUAAAUACCAUUAUAAAAUAAACAUAUCAAA